Messenger RNA from Capronia coronata CBS 617.96, 1527 nucleotides. RefSeq names its product serine palmitoyltransferase. Bases 1 to 1527 code for a protein of 508 amino acids. Lineage: Eukaryota; Fungi; Ascomycota; Eurotiomycetes; Chaetothyriales; Herpotrichiellaceae. Gene Ontology annotation, biological process: ceramide biosynthetic process; sphingosine biosynthetic process. Gene Ontology annotation, cellular component: endoplasmic reticulum. The transcript is spliced from 5 exons. Gene Ontology annotation, molecular function: pyridoxal phosphate binding; serine C-palmitoyltransferase activity. The record is from RefSeq and is a predicted model, not a curated record.
AUGGACACCCAAGACGCUCAAGAAUAUCUCACCAACUUUGUCAACGUGACCUCGACGCAGUUUCACAAGCUCCCCGGGUCGGCGAUUUUCCUGCGAUAUGUCAAGUCAAGCUACCAGGACGACCCUGUCCGCUCCGCGGUCGAACUCUUUCUCGUCCUCUUUGCCAUUCGGUAUCUGUUGGCGCCCAAAUACUCGACGAAGCCCAAUUUUGUCAAGUUGACCGAAGAGGAGAUCGAUGAUCUUGUGGACGAGUGGACGCCGGAGCCCCUGGUGGCCAAAACGACCCCAUUUGAGGAGGCGGAGCUGGAGAAGCGACCUGUGAUUGUCGGGCCCAGUGGACCGCGCUCGAAACUGACCAACGGCCGGACCGUGACCAAUUUGGCCUCGUACAAUUUCUACAACCUGGUCUCGAACGAAAAUCUCAAGGAGAGGGCGAUCCAAGCCCUGCGCACCUACGGCGUCGGCCCCUGUGGCCCCCCCGGGUUCUACGGGACACAAGAUGUUCACAUGAAGGUGGAGGCGGACAUCGCAGCGUUCCUCGGCACUACGGCAUGUAUCAUGUAUGCGCAGGCAUUCUCGACCAUAUCGAGUGUGAUCCCGGCGUUCUCCAAGAGGGGGGAUAUCAUUGUCGCCGACAAGGCGGUCAACUACGCCAUCCGCAAAGGCAUCCAGAUCUCUCGAAGUGCAGUGAGAUGGUACGAGCAUAAUGACAUGGAGGACCUGCAACGAGUGCUGGCCAAGGUGACCAAGGAACAAGCCAAGAAGCCGUUGACUCGGCGGUUCAUCAUCACCGAAGGCCUGUUUGAGAACGUCGGGGAUAUGGCUGAUUUGCCCAAGAUUAUCGAAUUGAAGCUCAAGUACAAGUUCCGUCUGAUCCUCGACGAGACAUGGUCCUUCGGAGUGCUAGGCCGAACGGGCAGAGGCAUCACGGAGCACCAGCACGUCGACGCCGCCGAGGUCGACAUGAUCGUCGGAUCUCUGGCCGGCCCGCUGUCCGCGGCAGGAGGCUUCUGUGCCGGAUCGGACGAAGUCGUGGAGCAUCAGCGGCUUUCAGCAUCGUCGUACACCUUCUCCGCAGCCCCCUCGGCGAUCGCGGCCGUCACGGCAAGUGAGAUCCUCGUGAUGCUGCAGACCCAGCCCGAACUGUUCACCCAGCUGAGAGAUAACAUCCGAUCCAUGUGGACGCAACUCGACCCCCGAAGUGACUGGAUGUACUGCACCAGUGCGCCCGAGAACCCGAUCAUGCUUCUGGCACUGAAGCCCGAAGUCGUUUCUUCUCGGCGGCUGACGCCCGAUGAUCAGCAGCAAUUGCUGCAAGAUAUAGUGGACGAGUGCCUGGCGCAAAACGUGCUCAUCACCCGUGCCAAAACCCUUCCUGCUGGACCCUCGGGCGCAAAGACGGAUAUCUUCUCGCCUCUACCCGCCCUCAAGGUCUGCAUCACUUUGGGUCUGACGAAGAAGGAAAUCGAGAAGUCCGGCAUCAUCAUCCGCCAUGCAAUCACCAAGGUCCUUACACGGAAACGGUGA